AUCUGAGUAUUUAGCGCGUUUCUGUGAACUGGUAACGGGCAUGCGCAGUGGGCAGCGGCAAGCCGAUGCGGAUAUAAGGAUUGGCGCCGGCGCCACAGCUGAUGCAUUCAUUCAUUGAUCACCGAGGAGCAGAGCCAUAAAUACACUCGACACAAUGUUCAGACGCAGCGGUCGCAUCACUUUGCAAGCCAGAGAUUCCAACACGCUCGAGCCGACCGUCAAAGCCCCACUGAAGAAAAGGAAAUCGGAGCCCUCCAAGAAAAAGCUACAACCUGCUGCCAAGAAACAAAGCUAUGAAAUACAGAAGUGCUGGUCGGAGGACGGAGCGAGUCCAUGCGUCCUCAUCGAGACGCCCCACAAAGAGCUGGAGCCUGCAGAUCCGUCCAGCUUCAAGCAGUACAGAUUCAAGAACCUGUUCAUCAAGGCCUCCCCCAUUCCCUGCCUCAGCUGGGCCAGCUCGGACGACGUGUGGAUCAAAAUGCUCAACAAGGAGCUGAAGUACGUUCACGACAGGAGCUACCUGCAGCGGCAUCCCAAACUGCAGCCCAACAUGAGGGCCAUCCUGCUCGACUGGCUGUUCGAGGUGUGCGAGGUGUACUCCCUCCACCGGCAGACGGCCUACCUCGCCCAGGACUUCUUCGACCGCUUCAUGCUGACUCAGGAGAACGUCAACAAAGACUACCUGCAGCUCAUCGGCAUCACGGCGCUCUUCGUCGCCUCCAAGAUAGAGGAAAUCUACCCUCCUAAAAUCUUAGACUUCGCCUAUGUCACAGACGGAGCCUGCGAUAUUUGGGACAUCCAGCGCACGGAGCUUCACAUACUGAAGGCGUUGAACUGGAAUCUCUGUCCGGAGACGCCCAUCUCCUGGUUGAAGCUGUACGCUCAGGUGGAAGCCCAGAAAGACGGCGAGAACUUCCUGGUGCCGCAGUUCUCCCAGGAAACGUACAUCCAGAUCACACAGCUGUUGGACCUGUGUAUCCUGGAUAUCCACUCGUUGGACUACAGCUACAGUGUUCUCGCCGCAGCGGCCUUCUGCCACUUCUCCACGUUCGACGUCGUUCAUAAAGUCUCGGGUCUGACGUGGGAGGGCGUGGCUCCUUGUGUCCGGUGGAUGAGUCCCUUUAUGGACGUCCUGCGAUCUCAACCCACACCUCAACUCAAGAUCUUCUCCAAAGUCAAACCUGACGCCCGGCACAACAUCCAGACACACGUGGCUUACCUGGACCUGCUGAGAAAAUCUCAUGACCUUCGACCUGACAGCCCUGACUGUCAGAUGUCUCCCGUCGCCGUGGGAGCGCUCCUGACUCCGCCCAGCAGCACAGAGAAACCAGCCAAUCACUGAGCAGGGCGCACUACCUCUUCGUACAGUUUGACCUGAAGGGACGUCUCUGAUCGCAUCAGCUCGUCGCCAACCGGACACGAUUUUUAUUUUUUUAGAAAAGCAAAUUUUAUGUAGCAUGUUUUUAUUUUUAUUUUUUUAAACACUAGAUCGGGAACUCAUGUCGGCCUUUUUUAUUAAUCUGGUUUUUUGAAACUUGAGAUUGUCAGGAUUCGCUGUUCUUCGGACGGUGUGUGACUCGGGUUAACUGAUGCUGGUUAACGGUUUUAGACUGAAGCCGCACCAACCGGAGUCCACUGAUGAUGAAGAUGUGGGAUCGCCAAACGGUCUCGUUGCUUGAGAGGAAACGGAACAUUUUGAAGUAUUUAUCUGGGAGUUUUACUGGUGCUAUUCCUGAAACGAAGUGUAAAUGCUUCCAGAUGGUGCUUCAGUCAGAUUCUCAGGAGAAUGAAAAUGAGGCGUAUCUCAUUUUCUACGUUCAAAUAUAUAUAUAUUUUUUUUCAACUCUGAAAUGGGGUUAAGUUUAAAUAUUAUCCCCUCCUAAAUCACCAUUCAAAUGUAUGUAAACUUGCAGGUUUACGCUCCUAAUUGUGGAAACGAUGUGAUUAUUCUACAAAGAUUGUGUUUUUUUUUUUGUUUUUUUUGCUACAUGAGCCAUACCAAUAAUCAGACACUUUAAUUGCUGUUAACAUCCUGAAAACUGCAGGUGUUGAACAGACCUGACCGGUUUGUGUGGCUCAAUAAUUCCCCUCUUCAAUCGGGUUAUUGUUGCAACCUUGUUGCACAUUCUUGUUACAUUCCUGAGAAACUUGACUUGCAUAGGAAAACUGCAGUUUUUGCUUUUCAAAGUGCUUGUAUUUAUUAAGCCUUAGUAUGUAAAAACAAAAUGUCUGUCUAUAAGUUAAAAAAAAAAAAAAUUCUGUGAUGAAUGAGCUCAGUUUGAUCGCUGCCAAAGGCAAAAGCUAUUUAUGAUUUUGCUAUGUGACACAUUUUAUGUUGAAUUGCAGAAAAUGUGCACUAGCCUGUCCAUUCUUAGUGCCUUUUUAAAAAAAAAAAAAUAUGAACUGUACAGCUACCUAACUUAAGCUGCAGCGAGCUAAAAGUGUGAACAAACCUGUGACUGUAAACCUGAAAUCUCUACAGCUCGAUCGAGACUGCAGUGAACAAACUAUGUAAACUGUAGAUGUUAAAGAAUUUAUGUUUUGUAAAUACAAUAAUUCAGAAAUGUGUAAUUUCUUUUAUAUUGGAAUGUUUUAAAUAAAUGAAAGGAGUUUGGUA
This is a messenger RNA of Perca fluviatilis (European perch), 2617 nucleotides long. RefSeq names its product cyclin E2 (gene ccne2). The transcript is spliced from 12 exons. The coding region runs from base 155 to 1342 and encodes 395 amino acids. The record is from RefSeq and is a predicted model, not a curated record. NCBI's taxonomy places the organism in Eukaryota, Metazoa, Chordata, Actinopteri, Perciformes, Percidae. Gene Ontology annotation, biological process: G1/S transition of mitotic cell cycle; regulation of cyclin-dependent protein serine/threonine kinase activity. Gene Ontology annotation, cellular component: nucleus; cyclin E1-CDK2 complex; cytoplasm. Gene Ontology annotation, molecular function: cyclin-dependent protein serine/threonine kinase regulator activity.